Molecule: messenger RNA, 1275 nt
Organism: Blastomyces dermatitidis ER-3
Lineage: Eukaryota; Fungi; Ascomycota; Eurotiomycetes; Onygenales; Ajellomycetaceae
Exons: 3
Coding region: 1-1275 (424 amino acids)
Source: RefSeq, a predicted model, not a curated record
AUGGAGAGAUAUCACGACUAUUCGAACGACAUUGCCGGCAAAGUAAAUCAAACUGUUGCCGCUCAGCUGGGACUCCCAGCUUUGAGCAAUUCUGAUAUCCCACGAUGUGGAGAGAGGGGCCUACACUUCGACCCGUGCACCCGAAGCGAGAUGUUCGCGGAAUUAAUGGAACAUCAUCCGGUCUUUGCUCCAUUUAGUACUGCAAUCUACUCUAACGUGGCCUUCGAUAUCAUGGGAUAUGUCCUCGAGCGAAUCACGGCCGUUCCAUUUGAAAAAUCUGUCAAGCGUUCGAUCGUCGACCGACUCAAGCUCAAGCGUUUCGGUAUCGAAACCCCUCCUGACGCCUGGGGCGUUAUUCCAUUUGAUCCUCUGACGUCUCAUUGGAACACUUCACGUGGUUCUGGUAACCCGGCAGGAGGAUUUUAUUCAAGUUCAACUGACCUAGCUCGGGUUGGACAGUCAAUUCUACAAUCUCGCCUUAUUCCAGAAACAGACACUCGACGCUGGCUGAAGCCCAACUCUCACACUUCCUCUUUGAUGUCCUCCGUCGGCAGCCCCUGGGAGAUUUACCGGUCAUCCAACACUAGGGUUAUCGAUUUCUAUACCAAAUUCGGAGACCUCGGUAGCUACGGCUCAGUCAUCGCCCUGAGCCCGGAUCACGAUGUGGGAUUCACAGUUCUGGCAGCGGGAGCAAAACCAGGGUCACAAAGGACACUCCUCGCCGAUUUAAUUGGACGCUUACUUAGUGCCACUCUGGACAAGGAAGCGCGACUACAGGCCGUAGAAGAUUUCUCGGGAACCUAUUCCUCUUCCCCAAGCAGUGAAAACGAAAAAGCUACCGUGCUGAAAAUCAGCAACAAAACGGACGACACCGGCCCAGGAUUAGCAAUUGAGUCGUUCUACCUCAAGGGUGCCACAUUCAAGGACAUAAUUGGGGCGUUCUUCGGCGCGCCGCCGGGAGCAUUUCCCAAAGUUGACCUCCGCCUGCAGCCCACUGGCCUGACGGCAAGGUACACCAGCAGCUCGCGCGAAUCAGUCAGGUCGCGAACGUCUUUCCGUGUCGUUGCCACUCUUCCGGAGCCCGGCGCUGAUAAUAAUUUGACUAAAGAGAAGAUCUUCAGCGGUGUUUGCGAGCCAUGGACCUCCAUUGAUGCCUUGCGGUAUGGACGCAGGUCGAUUGAUGAGCUUGUCUUUGAACUUGAUGGAGCUGGGAAGGCAGUGGCGCUUGACAUGGGAAUCGCCAGACAGAUACUGCUUAGAAAGGACACUAACUGA